AUGGCGGGAUCGGUCCGCUAUAUCGCCGCCGGAUGCCUCAUAUUCGACCAGAGCGGGUCCCGCCUUCCCGAGCAUCUCUGGUCUGAUGUCGCGCAACAACAGUGGCGCCACUUCGGUCCCUUUGGAGACUCGAACACGGAAGGAACGGGGGAUAAUUCCUCUGAAAUCGAUUCCUCACAUCAACCCGGCUCAUCUCACCCACAAUUCCUCGAGGAGCAGACCCAAGCUCACUUCGUGGCUUCCGCGGGAUGCCUCGCCCCCUAUUUAGACCUUUUGCGGAACCGCUGGAUCCGGAUGAGCCUUGGUUUGGGCCCCGAACAAUUGGGCCUAGUCAUUGUUCGAGUUUACAUCCUUCCGGACGAUGUUGAGAACCGCACCAUACCCCGCAGGGAUCCCUCUUUCCGGAAGGCAAGGACAAACCUCCUUUCACGGCUGGAUUUUGCGCCGUCCACGUGGAAUGGACAGCCUGGAAAUAUUCCAUCUCGAGCCCCCUCACUUUUCAACAACUUAACCCCGGAAGUCAACCCACAAGAUGAAGUCGAGGGCCAAACCUUGUUGCAGAUGUUCAAUAACAUCCCGUCCCCUGAUCCGAACCCUGAUGACAUUCGCGACUAUGAAGCGCGCGACGCUGCCUACCGGGUGAUGAGCAGCAAUAUCUUUGGCCUUUCGACGAAACUUUACUCUUAUCAACGGCGGUCAGCGGCCUUGAUGCUGGAAAGAGAAGCUGAGCCCAGGGAAAUACCGGAUCCGCGUUUUGUGAAAGUCGUCGAUCAGCUUGGAAUGCCCUAUUACUACGACCCCGUCACUGGCAGUGGCUUGCUCGAACCUAGGCGGUACGACGGACCUUGUGGUGGGAUUCUUGCUGAAGAGAUGGGAGCAGGGAAAACGCUAAUUUGUCUGGCUCUCAUCCUGGCAACGAGACAUAUUCCCUCUACUCCGCCCGAGCAUUUGCGUACAGAUGAGCCCGUGAUUCGCCCAAAGGUUGGCAGCCUCGCUGAUAUGGCCGCGGCAUGUAUCACCCGUCACUCGGUGCCGUGGAAGACGGUGUUUGGGGCAUUGGAGCCUGAUGGUAUCGACUAUCCCCUAUGUGUCGCAGCGAUCCAACGGAACCCGGGCUUAUAUCAGCUUCCGCCCCCGGCCCGUCGUCGAGAGAGCCGACGGGCGGACGGCCCAGUUUCUCCAACAACGGUGCAUUUGAGCCAUACCUCUCUUGUCAUUGUGCCCCCUAAUCUAGUGCAGCAGUGGAAGCAGGAGAUCACAAAACACACUUCCGGUCUAAGUGUCCUAAUCGCCGAUAAGAAACAAGAGCUACCACCGGUGAAAGAUCUUCUCGAAUAUGACGUUAUUUUGUUUUCGUCGACACGAUUCGAAAGAUUAUCGGAUGAUCUGUACUCUGACCGAAACGGCGGCCAGGUGCUCCUCAGCCCACUCGCAGAGAUUCACUUCAAGCGUUGCAUUGUGGACGAAGGCCAUAAGCUAGGCAACUCAACCAUAAGCCGGAAGAGCAAUCUGCUUCUGCUUAUCGACCACCUGCAGAUCUCAGCCAAGUGGAUUGUCACCGGUACGCCGUCAAAGGGGCUGUUUGGUGUCGACAACACGCCCAGCCCGCAGGAGGAGCACCCUAGGUCCAACAAGCGACAGGUGGAAACCUCUCCAGACCUCGAAAAAGAAGAUCUUAAGCGAAUCGGUUCAAUUGCCAUGCUAUACUUGCGCAUGCGCCCUUGGGCAAACCAACCUGCUGAGACUGGUGAUUCUCCUGCGGAUUGGACGGUCUAUGUUAUGCAACCGAAACACUCCGCCCGCAGCAUUGGCCGAGCUGAUUGUCUUCGGGGAACAUUGGAAUCGCUAAUUAUUCGGCACCGCCUACCCGAUCUCGGUGAUCUACUUCCAAGUGUCGACGAAAAAAUUGUUUACCUGGAUGGCUCCUUCCAAGAUCGGCUCGUACUAAACCUCUUCUCCAUGAUGAUCAUCUUCAAUGCCGUGCAGUCACAGAGAACGGAUCAAGAUUAUUUCUUCCAUCCGCGGCAGAGGAAAGCACUCCUAGAGCUCGUACACAAUCUUAGACAAGCGAGCUUCUUUGGUGGCUCAGUCUUCUCGCCAGAGGAGAUUCUCAAAGCAGUUGAGACAGCGGAGGAAUUUUUGGAAGAACGAAAGGUUCCAAUCGGCGCCGAUGACGAGGCCUUACUGCGAGAGGCCAUUAUGUUUGGCCGUCUGGCUGAGCAAAACACAGUCAAGCGGUGCGCCAAUCUGUUCCGCGAGCUUCCAUUGUAUGUGAGGAACUUUCCCUGGGGCGCCGGCCGCGAGUGGUCUCUCGAUCUCCACGACGGAGACCCGGUGUGUACAGACUCACGCAUGGUCUCCGCAUUACAGAAGCUUCUUCAGCCCUUGGUUGAUUCGCCAAUGUCUCUCAAAUUGUUGUUUGAUACCGGGCGAUUUUCGGCGCGCGGGUGGGAGGAACGGUCAAAAGGUAUCGAGCAACAAACCUCAAACAGUGGAGGGCAAACCCAAACAAAAGUUCUCGCUGGAAACACUCCUCUUGGCCAGGACAGUAAAUCCUCGGCCCAACGGCGCUCGGCCAUUUUGACGAAUACCCUAACGAAUCCCAAGAGCCCCGUAGGGGCCGAAGAGAACCCUGGCACUAAUAUUGCAGAACCACUCUCUCAGGCUCAGCUUAUCUCGACGGCUUCCGCAAAGCUAUCCUAUCUAACAGACCAGAUUGUGAAAUACCAAGACUCAGAGCAGAUUAUUGUGUUCUACGAGAAUGACAACGUGGCAUACUAUCUCGCUGGUGUACUGGAAAUUGUAAGCUACUCAAUCUGCACUCAAUCUGCACUCAAUCUACAUUCACUAACCACUCUUCAGAUCCAGCACUUGAUCUACGCUAAAGGCCUUACCACUGAGCGCAGGUCCCAGUAUGUCGUGACAUUCAACCGCAACCCAAAAUUCCGCGUUCUCCUCAUGGAUAUCACACAGGCAGCCUUCGGUUUGGACAUGCAGUCCGCGUCACGGAUCUACUUCAUCAGCCCCGUCCUCAACCCACAGGUCGAGGCGCAGGCCAUUGGGCGUGUACGACGCAUCAGUCAACAGAAACCCGUAUCGGUCGAGACGCUGGUUUUACGUGGCAGCGUGGAGGAGGUGGUUGUACGCCGCCGAAGCGAGAUGACACAGGCGGAAAUGCGGAAAUGCCGGAGCAUUCUCGACGACCGUCCCAUCUACGAUUGGAUUCUAAACGCCCGCAUUCUACCUUUACCUGGUGGCGAUGUUCCCAGAGAGGAACAGAUGGCGCGUUUGGAGGUCCCGCAAUUCUUGUUUGGCCGGGGCUUUGGAAGGGAGCUAAGUCAUCCGGAUCAGGAUUUGGUUGGAUUGAAUGGGUCACCAGUUGGGGAUAAGAAGAAUGGGUUGGUUCUCCUGGACGAGGGAAAGAAGAGGCGUUCGCCGGGGAGAGAUGCAGCAUUAGGUGGUGCGGAAGUGUUGGGGAAUGGCGAGGCUACACCGGCGAAAAGAGCCAGGGUACGCUUUGCCGGGUCAGAUGAUGAGUCGUAG
Molecule: messenger RNA, 3543 nt
Organism: Dichotomopilus funicola
Lineage: Eukaryota; Fungi; Ascomycota; Sordariomycetes; Sordariales; Chaetomiaceae
Product: P-loop containing nucleoside triphosphate hydrolase protein
Exons: 4
Coding region: 1-3543 (1180 amino acids)
Biological process (GO): DNA repair
Cellular component (GO): nucleus
Molecular function (GO): ATP binding; ATP-dependent chromatin remodeler activity
Source: RefSeq, a predicted model, not a curated record